ACUCAUUGCCAGUUAUCGCAAAUGCUUGAUUGCUGUUGUUAAUGCCAAGCGUGGUCCAACCAGUUAUUAGGUUUAGGGGGCAAUCACUUUUUCACACAGGGCCAUUUAGUGUUUCCAUACUGUUUUUGACUUGAAUGGAUUCAUCCGUCAAACUGUGACGGAAAACUCUCAUGACCGUUUUUCCAAGAUGCGUGCACUGUUCCUCAUGGUCCUGUAUGCUGGAGUAUGCUACGCCAGCUCAGCCAGUAAACCAAACAAGAUAGAGACUCUGAUGGAUAAUGUUCUGGUGCUGAUGAGGUCUAAUGGUGGGAGCAGUGAGGAUCAUGUUCCUCUGAGCUGUGGAGCAUCGCAUGAAAAACAAACUCUGGUCUGGAUGAAAGACGGUGAAAUAAUGGAAAGUCUGCAGGAAAACGAGAUCGAGGUGCAGGUGAAGGAGUUGGCUGGAGGAAAUUACACAUGUCACCUCGGCCAAAAUGGAGAAUACCUCAACCACACCUUGAUCCUGGUCCAACGAGACCCAGAAAUCAAGACUGAGAUACUGGAAAAAAAAUCAACUGAAGAGGGUUCCAUCCACUGUGUAGCCGCAAACUAUAAAGGUUCUUUCCACUGCUCCUGGACAAGAACAGAGUUAAGAACCAGCGCCACUGUGCUCCUGGUAAAGGCAGAACGUAAUUCAAGAAAGAUUUCCUGUGAGCUGGAUGCUGAUGGAUCAGGGGUUCACUGCCAGGAGAACCGCUGUCCAUUCGAAGAGGAACAGCACAGAAUCUCCCUCACCGUCUACAUCCACAACUACUCUCUCCUUGAGGCCUACAGCAAGACUUUCUACCUGAGUGACAUCGUAAGGCCUGAAAAACUCCCUAACCUGCAGCUAAGUGAUGGUAGAGUGUUCACCUGGAGCUACCCUGAGUCCUGGGAGUUGCCUAGAACUUUCUAUGGCCUGCACUUCCAGGUCAAGAUAGUUAAAAAUGGACAUAUCUGUGACAGUAAAGACUCCGUAAUGCAAAACACAACUCAGGACACCAAUUAUCAGGUCAACGUCAAAAACAAUAAGUUUGUUUUUUGUGUGCGAGCUCAGGACAAAUACACUAAUGGCCUAUUCAGCCACUGGAGCCAAUGCAUAGUGAAUAAAGACAACAGUGACUGCUCCUUGGCUUAAACUGACCGAAGCCAUAAAGGAUUGGAGAACGCAAGCAUGAGAGAAAACAUUUUUCCAUCUCCAAUUUUCCAAAUUUUUCAAAGCUACUCACAACAGAGUGGUGCUGUGCUUUUGGAGUGAAUGUUUACCUGUACAGUAUUUAUUGGUACUCACUCCCAGUGAAAUAAUAACUCAUACCUUAAUGCGCUUUUUAUCUUUUAUUUAUAACUAUUGUUGAAGAAUUGUUGCUGAUAUGUGUCUUCAUAACAUUUCAUAAUAAAUUGAUGAACAUUUUAAA
Eleginops maclovinus (Patagonian blennie) is the source of this 1433-nucleotide messenger RNA. It is a transcript of the gene il12bb, whose product is annotated as interleukin 12B, b. The record is from RefSeq and is a predicted model, not a curated record. The coding region runs from base 188 to 1156 and encodes 322 amino acids. Gene Ontology annotation, molecular function: protein binding. Lineage: Eukaryota; Metazoa; Chordata; Actinopteri; Perciformes; Eleginopidae. The transcript has 10 exons.